AUGUUUCAGGAAUCGGUGUGGGGUUUACCUGCGGUGGCGCAUGCCCUAGGUUUCUUGAACAUUGUAAGUGGCCAGAAUGCCGUGCAGGAGGGUGCGGAGAAAAUUGACGGUUCGGGGGUUGAUUACGUCAGUGACGUCAAUGGCCGCUUAGGACUAGUUAAUGCCAGUCGCCACAAGUCGAUCACCACAACUGGGGAAACCUUUGUGACAAUCAACGAAUUUAUCAUAAUGACCCGCAAAAAUCUGUCUGAUGAAGACCGAAAUCAACGGGAACUUGGGAACGUUAAUGUCUGGGUACUCGGCUCGAGUAUUGGCUCCUUGGCUUCUGCAGUUUUCUUGAUUCGGGAUGCAAAAAUACCUGCUCCUCAGAUUCAUCUCUUAGAGUCCCGGGAGCACCAGCAGAUGGACUGCCCACCACAGGUGAUGCGGUGA
Penicillium cosmopolitanum is the source of this 432-nucleotide messenger RNA. Its product is annotated as 67 kDa myosin-cross-reactive antigen family protein. Gene Ontology annotation, molecular function: oleate hydratase activity; FAD binding. Gene Ontology annotation, biological process: fatty acid metabolic process. Bases 1 to 432 code for a protein of 143 amino acids. The record is from RefSeq and is a predicted model, not a curated record. The transcript has a single exon. Lineage: Eukaryota; Fungi; Ascomycota; Eurotiomycetes; Eurotiales; Aspergillaceae.